Spinacia oleracea (spinach) is the source of this 2486-nucleotide messenger RNA. RefSeq names its product probable methyltransferase PMT23. Gene Ontology annotation, molecular function: methyltransferase activity. The coding region runs from base 165 to 2021 and encodes 618 amino acids. NCBI's taxonomy places the organism in Eukaryota, Viridiplantae, Streptophyta, Magnoliopsida, Caryophyllales, Amaranthaceae. The transcript has 8 exons. The record is from RefSeq and is a predicted model, not a curated record. Gene Ontology annotation, cellular component: trans-Golgi network; endosome; cytoplasm.
UUUCAUAAUCUCAUUUUCUGACACACACAAAUCCACGCACUCCGUAACUAAUUUUUCUCCCCACCCUCUAAAAACCAACAAACUCUUCUUCAAUCCCUUUCAAAAAAAAAGAAAAAAAACUUCUUCAAUCUUCUCUCCUCUGUCAUUUCUCCCUCUGUUCAACAAUGGCGAUUACACCUCUCCAAUCCUUCCUCCAUGACAAGAAAUACCCCUUCAUCUUCAUCCUUUCUCUCCUCUUCCUCUCCUUCGCUCUAUUCUUCAUCUCCACCUCUCAAUCCUCCUCCUCAUCCUCCUUCUCUCUCCCCUCCUUCACCACCGCUCAAUCGCAACGCCGCGACGAGUCCGCCUCUGAGUUUACAAUCUCUCCUGAACCUGCCGCUGUUGUCGUUGCUACACCACCGCCGAUCGCUUUGCCUGAAUCUACACCGACUGUUUCCGCCGCCGGCAAGAUUGAUUUCGACGGAGAUCUGCUUAAUUUGAAAUGGGAGGUGUGUAAGGGAGGAUUAUCGGCGGUGGAUUACAUACCUUGCCUUGAUAAUUGGAAGGUGAUCAAAUCGCUGAAAUCGAGGAAGCAUAUGGAGCAUCGGGAGCGGCAUUGCCCUGUACCAAACCCUCGGUGUUUGGUUCCGUUGCCGAGAGGUUAUAAGAAUCCUAUCCCCUGGCCUAAGAGUAGGGACAUGAUCUGGUAUGAUAAUGUCCCUCACCCUAAGCUAGUGGAAUACAAGAAAGACCAGCAUUGGGUUGUCAAGUCAGGUGAUCAUUUUGUUUUUCCUGGAGGUGGAACCCAAUUUAAGGAAGGUGUUGCAAACUAUAUCCAAUUUAUUGAAAAGGCUAUACCCAUUGUCAAAUGGGGUCAGAACAUUAGGGUUGUUCUUGAUGUUGGUUGUGGAGUUGCCAGCUUUGGAGGACAUUUAUUGGACAGAGAUGUUCUUACAAUGUCAUUGGCCCCUAAGGAUGAACACGAAGCUCAAAUACAGUUUGCUCUAGAACGUGGAAUUCCAGCUACUCUUUCUGUUAUUGGAACUCAACAACUGACAUUUCCAGACAAUGCCUAUGAUCUCAUUCAUUGUGCUAGGUGCAGGGUUCAUUGGGAUGCAGAUGGUGGCAAACCCUUACUGGAGCUCAACAGAGUUCUGAGGCCUGGAGGGUUCUUCAUCUGGUCUGCUACACCAGUCUAUCGCAAGGAUGAAAAGGAUGUGACCGUAUGGAACUCCAUGGUAGCUUUAACAAAAUCGAUGUGCUGGAAGGUAGUGGCUAAGACCAUGUCAUCCUCAGGAAUUGGGCUUGUGGUGUAUCAGAAGCCUGUCUCACCAUCCUGCUACAAGACACGUGAAAAGAAUGAUCCACCAUUGUGUGAAAUGGGGAGAAAUAUGUCAUGGUACUCGCCUCUUCAAAAAUGUCUCCCUCAGCUUCCACCUGAAGCCUCCAGUUGGCCUCCUCUUUGGCCUAAAAGGCUUACCACAAAACCAUUUAGCCUCCCUUCAGCGCCGAUUGUGGAACAAUCAUUUCAUAAUGACACCCGUGACUGGCAAGCACUUGUGGCUGAUAUUUAUGUAGGUGGCCUUGGAAUAAACUGGUCAAGUGUGCGUAAUGUAAUGGACAUGACUGCUGGCCAUGGAGGAUUUGCUGCAGCGCUUAUUAAGAUGCCGCUGUGGGUUAUGAAUGUUAUUCCAGUCCAUGAACCAGAUACACUUCCCAUAAUUUUUGACCGAGGGUUGAUUGGAACUUAUCAUGAUUGGUGUGAAUCCUUCAAUACUUAUCCAAGAGCAUAUGAUCUCCUGCAUUCUACUUUCCUCUUCAGCAAUCUCCCAAACAGAUGCGACAUCAUAGAUUUGGCUGCAGAGAUGGAUCGCAUUGUGAGACCAGGUGGGUGGAUACUGAUUCAAGAAACCAAAGAGAAGAUCAAUAGUGUAGGAGCAAUUUUCCGUUCUCUUCAGUGGUCUGUCAAUCUCUACAACGAUAAAUAUCUUGUUGGCCAGAAAAGUUUCUGGCGUCCACGUGGUGGUCUGGUGCACAGAUGAACAGCAGGAAGGGACAAGUAUGAUAUUCUAGUGUAUACUUAUUUAUACAAUUUAUUUUAGCAUUCUUUUGAUUCCACUGCAUAGUGCAUAUGGAGAAUGUGUAUAGGGAUGUUCUGAAAUGUUAUUGAUACAUUCUUCUUUAGGCCAUGCUUGGAAUUAGGAGAAUAAUUCAAGGGGUAAUAAAGCUGCUAAUUAAAUAGGUGAAAAUGGUGGCACUUGUAGGGAGAGGUAGUGGUUGUCCAAUGGCCACGGCCAUGGAGGAACUGUCACCCUCUUUUUGGGGUGACAUUUAACAACCACCGCCUCCUCGCCACAGUUUGCAACCUUUUGUUGAACUCCAAUUGUCCCCUUAAAUUAUUUACUCAAUUCCAAGCAAAACCACUGGAGGUAAAAAAAAAAAAAAAAAUUACCUCUGGAUUUUUUUUUCUGUAAGAGAAAGGAAAUGAAAAGAGCAGCUUUUGUCUU